AUGUCCGCCUACGACAUGCCCAUCCCCCCCCGGGGCAACAGGGUCUCCGUGUCCCACCCCUCCUUGCUGGGGGGGAGCGGCGCGGUGGGGAUCAUUCGCAGCCUGCGCCUGGACAGGCAUCCCAAGGUGGCCACCCUCGUGGCCCUGUGGCUGCUGGGCCUGUUCUCGGCCUUCCUGUCGCCGGCGCCCGUGCGGAUCACGCCGGAGAUGCAGGCCAGGUUCGAGGAGGGGAUGGAGCUGGUGCAGGACGCUGAGCAGAGGCUGGCAUGGGCGUACUCCGAGUAUGUGGAGGCGCGCGCGCAAGUGCAGGCCGCCCAGGUAUGGUUCUGGCGCUUCCGGCCGGAGCACAGGAAGGUCGUGCGCGAUCGGCAGGUGUGGGAGGCCCAAGCGAGGGCGGAGGUCGAAAGGCUGAGCGCAGAGAAGGCUUCGAAGUUGAGCUCGGCGAAGUCAGAGCUGGGGAUCUGGAGCGAGGCGGGCCUGAGCGAGGGCCGGGCGCUGUUCUGGGAUUCCUACGGCCGGGGUAAGCUGUUCGCGCAGCGGCAGAGUCUGUGGGACGCCAUGUACUCGAUGCUGCUGUCCAGGGAGCCGGACGCCCUGGGCAGGAUACUCAACCUGGUGGCGAUCGUCUGCGUCAACUUCACAACGGGCAUGCUGAUGUCGUUGCUGUUCUUCGUCUUCGCGCUGCCGGGGAUGAUUGCAUCGUUCCGGCCGGACAUUUUGAGCGCGAUCGUCUUCUUUGGCCUGGCGUCGAUAGGGGCCUUGAGUGUGAUCGUCAGCUUUUUGGGGCUGCUAUACGGAGGGUCCGUGACAUUUGUGUACGCGAUCGCUGGGCCCAGCGUGGGGAGGUUGGAUGCCAGGAGGAGAGCCCGCAGGAUCCGGUAUAGAUCCCACUACGACUAG
Molecule: messenger RNA, 900 nt
Organism: Ostreobium quekettii
Lineage: Eukaryota; Viridiplantae; Chlorophyta; Ulvophyceae; Bryopsidales; Ostreobiaceae
Source: the annotation of a GenBank genome assembly